GUUGCUCCCCCUCUUGCCGUGGAUUCGCUUGCUUUCUGCUUCUGCUCCUCGCGAUUCUCCUGCCCGCGAGUCACGAUCAUCUCGCCGGUUUCUGCUAGGAUGAGACUCUCAGUUUUUCUAAGACAAGCAUGUUCCAUAGCUGUGUGGUGUUUUGCAUAUUUCACAGCUGCAGUUCUGCUUUCCAUUCACUUCUUCAAUAUCCGUCCAAUCUUCUCAAACUAGUAAAUAUUGGAUGUUCACAGAAGUUGUGGAUCGGUUACUUUCAAUAAGGGAGGAAGCCCUAACAAGGAGGUUUCUGCUGGCCGCCGAUCGAAGCACCGACCUCGCCUCCUCCACUCCGAACGCAGGCGGAAUGGCGACAACCAUUGGGAUGAUGGAUGCGGCGUACUUCGUCGGGCGGAACGAGAUCCUGGCCUGGAUCAACUCCACUCUUCAUCUCAACCUUUCCAAAGUCGAAGAGGCAGCGUCGGGGGCGGUGCAGUGCCAGCUGAUGGACGCCGUGCACUCGGGGAUGGUGCCGAUGCACAAGGUGAACUUUGACGCGAAGAGCGAGUACGAGAUGAUCCAGAACUACAAGGUCCUUCAGGAUGUCUUCAACAAGCUCAAGAUCACUAAGCACAUCGAAGUUAACAAGCUCAUUAAAGGAAGGCCCUUGGAUAAUUUGGAAUUCAUGCAGUGGAUGAAGAGAUAUUGUGAUUCUGUCAAUGGUGGCAUAAUGAGCAACUAUAAUGCAGUGGAGAGAAGGGAUGCGUGCAAGGGCAGCAAAGAAGCAAACAAGAAGGCUGCACCUUCGCAAUCAACUGUAAGAUCUUCCUCAUCUGCCCCUAAAACUCAAGCCUCACAUGGCGCAAAGAAAAGUGACAUUCAUGCCGUUAAUUCGUCACAUAAAGCCACAAAACCUGCUACAAAUUCUGCCACUCAAGCUUAUGAUGAACAGAUCACUGAACUGAAGCUCUUCGUUGAUAGUUUGGAGAAAGAAAGGGAUUUUUACUUUGGAAAAUUAAGGGACAUAGAAAUCUUGUGCCAAAACCCUGAGAUUGAGCAUUUACCGAUCGCAACUGCCAUCCAAAAGGUACUCUACGCAGCUGAUGACAAUCCAUCAGUUGUGGCAGAAGCUCAAGCCAUGAUCACGAAGCCCCAGCCAGCUGAAACCCUCCACAUUCUCAGCCCCAUCCUUGAGGCAUCCGAGGAGGAGAGACCAAAGCCAAAGAGAAAAGACAUCAACACUCUGGAGGUCGACAUGGCGGCCAGCUCCACGCUGUCCCCUAAGCAGAGGCUCUCCGACAUCUCGGACGUCCACUGCUGUGGUUCACCGCUCACAAACUACUGACCUAUUUUCAAGCAAGUGUUGUCUUGGCUCGGUACCUGCUUCGCUUUCAAGAAUCUCUCCUGCAAUAUGUUUACCUAGUUGAGCUUGAGUAUAUCUGUUUUGAAACUGUAUCAAAAUUAUUUGAAACGUGGAUUUGUGGAACAACUUGGUCGAUUUCCCUUUGCUGCUUCUUUUGUUCAACAUGUGGAUAAAUUUUGACUUGCCUUA
Zingiber officinale is the source of this 1537-nucleotide messenger RNA. Its product is annotated as microtubule-associated protein RP/EB family member 1C-like. Gene Ontology annotation, cellular component: spindle midzone; cytoplasmic microtubule; microtubule plus-end. The record is from RefSeq and is a predicted model, not a curated record. The transcript is spliced from 8 exons. The coding region runs from base 233 to 1330 and encodes 365 amino acids. Gene Ontology annotation, biological process: regulation of microtubule polymerization or depolymerization; spindle assembly; protein localization to microtubule plus-end. NCBI's taxonomy places the organism in Eukaryota, Viridiplantae, Streptophyta, Magnoliopsida, Zingiberales, Zingiberaceae. Gene Ontology annotation, molecular function: microtubule plus-end binding.